UUGCGUGCCUAAGGGGAGUUUCACAUCGGCGACCCACAAGGGGAGUAGAGAGGGUAAAAACAAAUUCGGAAAUCAUUUCAACAAGACUACAAAUAAGUACUUGCACUUCCUCUUCUCUUUUUUGGCGGCUGCGAUUCUUUUCUUCGAGCUUUUGUCACCUAAGUUCCACAAUGACGCAUAAACCCUAGUUUCUCUUCGCAGAUAUUUCAGCAUAGCGAUCAGUUUCAGAGUAUUACCACUGAUUAGUUUCAGAGUAUCACCAUUGAUCAAUUCCAGAGUAUCACCAUUAAGUAAAUAAGCAAAUAAAUAAAAACCAGCCUCCAAUGAUGGAGGUUUCUCUGGGGCAAAAACAGAAGCACCACGAGUUCACAUUAUUAUCCUUCUCUCUACUACCAUCCUCUUCUUCACCUUCUUGUUCAUCAGCAGUGGCUUGUUUCAGCACCGAGUGUGGAGCUACCAAGCUUCAGUUCCACCAAAAAUCAGAAUCUGCCGAGGUUGUUCACGUCGAUAUUUCUACCGCACAGCUUUUCAAGUUAGGCCCUGUCAAGUCCGUAUGCAUAAGCGAAAGUUCUGAAGGCAACAGGAUGGUAAAGUCUUAUUCAAGGGGAAUUACUCUUCGAUUUAGAACAGAAGACGAGAGCAAAGCCUUCCAUUGUGCAUUUGAACAAUGGAAGAGCAAAGCAGUUGAUGCUAGUGCUGGAGCAUGCUUAGAAAAUGGAAAAGUUGUAACUUCUAAAAGCAAGUUUGACAGCAAAGUAGAGGCAGCUUCUGCUAAAAUGUACUUCCAUUACUAUGGACAACUGCUGCAUCAACAAAAUAUGUUACAGGAUUAUGUGAGAACAGGAACAUAUUAUGCUGCUGUCAUUGAGAAUCGCACAGACUUUAUUGGCCGUGUAGUGGUUGAUGUGGGUGCAGGUAGUGGUAUUCUGUCACUAUUUGCUGCUCAGGCUGGAGCAAAGCAUGUUUAUGCAGUGGAAGCAUCUGAAAUGGCAGAAUAUGCACAGAAGCUUAUUGCUGGGAAUCCAUCGCUAGCUCAACGGAUCACAGUGAUCAAAGGCAAAGUUGAAGAAGUUGAAUUGCCUGAGAAAGCAGACAUUCUGAUUUCUGAGCCAAUGGGUACUUUAUUGGUCAAUGAAAGAAUGCUGGAAUCGUAUGUGAUUGCAAGAGAUCGAUUCCUUGUCCCUAAGGGGAAAAUGUUUCCAACAAUAGGAAGGAUACACAUGGCACCAUUCAGUGAUGAAUACUUGUAUGUUGAAGUUGCAAACAAGGCCCUCUUUUGGCAGCAGCAGAACUACUUUGGCGUUGAUCUCACUUCCUUGUAUGGAUCUGCAUUUCAAGGAUAUUUUUCUCAGCCUGUGGUGGAUGCAUUUGAUCCAAGGUUGUUGGUAUCACCAGCCAUAUCCCACACAAUUGACUUCACUUCUGUAAAGGAAGAAGAGCUGUACGAAAUUGAUAUCCCACUUAGUUUCAUUGCCUCUGGGGGCACUAGAGUGCAUGGGCUUGCCUGUUGGUUUGAUGUAUUGUUUAAUGGGAGUACUGUACAAAGGUGGCUUACCACUGCUCCUGGUUCACCUACAACACACUGGUACCAACUACGUUGCAUUCUCUCUCAGCCAAUAUAUGUUAUGGCUGGCCAAGAAAUUACAGGACGGUUUCACAUGGUUGCUCAUAAUGCUCAGAGUUAUACUAUAUACCUAACCAUGUCAGCUAAAAUGUAUGGUGCUGGUGCUGAUCAAGGAGGAAUACUUCAGACUUCUUCAUGCAAAUUUGAUCUAAAAGAACCAUAUUAUCGAAUGUCACAACCACAGGCAUACACAUGGUCCCAAGAUCAGCAGCCACAUCAACUAGGUCAUGCACAGGUGGGUUUCCCCUCAAGAUGUUGUAGGACUUUUCAACCGAGACUUCUUGAGCCAACCAAAGAAAAGAGAGAAGGUUAUGUGGAAAGCUAUGAAGGCAACUAUUUGUUAGGUGAUUUGGGAAGAAAGGAAUAACAGAAUAUUCUUGGAGAAGAGUAGAACAAUGGAGGAGGUAAUCAACACCAUUAAAGUUAAAAUAGCUCAUUGGGUAAAAUCUUUGCAUUAUCUUUCAAGACUUCUUAGUCACCGACAUUCUAAGAUCUUGGACAAAAGUAGCACAAUCCUCAAGAGUGAAAGAGAAAGUAAGGAUGGAAUGGAAACCUCCAGAAGGCAACAUGGUUAAAUUGAAUUUUGAUGGAAGCUCUCUUGGAAAUCUGGGACUGUAAGGUAUUGGAGGAAUAAUCAGAAAUUCUGAAAGGAGAAUAUUAGUAUUGUUCUCUGGACCGGUUGGCAUUGGCAACUCUCUAAAAGCUGAGUUAAUGGCAUUGCUACAAGGGCUAAAGAUAGCUAAGCAGCUAGGACUGAGGCAUAUUGAGGUUGAAGGGGAUUCAAGGUGAUCAUCUCUUGGGCUAAAAACAAUAAAAGUACUCCAUGUGGACUU
Molecule: messenger RNA, 2457 nt
Organism: Nelumbo nucifera (sacred lotus)
Lineage: Eukaryota; Viridiplantae; Streptophyta; Magnoliopsida; Proteales; Nelumbonaceae
Product: putative histone-arginine methyltransferase CARM1
Biological process (GO): chromatin remodeling; peptidyl-arginine methylation, to asymmetrical-dimethyl arginine
Molecular function (GO): histone H3R2 methyltransferase activity
Source: RefSeq, a predicted model, not a curated record